Cinclus cinclus is the source of this 3473-nucleotide messenger RNA. RefSeq names its product solute carrier family 18 member A2 (gene SLC18A2). Gene Ontology annotation, cellular component: synaptic vesicle membrane; terminal bouton. The record is from RefSeq and is a predicted model, not a curated record. The transcript has 15 exons. Gene Ontology annotation, biological process: transmembrane transport; aminergic neurotransmitter loading into synaptic vesicle. NCBI's taxonomy places the organism in Eukaryota, Metazoa, Chordata, Aves, Passeriformes, Cinclidae. Bases 85 to 1644 code for a protein of 519 amino acids. Gene Ontology annotation, molecular function: serotonin:sodium:chloride symporter activity.
GUCCCCGCCCGUGUCCCCGUGUCCCUGCCCGUGUCCCCUCCCGUGUCCCCGCCGGUCCCCGUGUGAGCGCAGCCGGGCCGGAGCAUGGCUUGGGGCGAGCUCGGGCUGCUCCGCUGGCUGCGGGAGAGCCGCCAGUCCCGCAAACUCAUCCUGCUCAUCGUCUUCAUCGCCCUGCUGCUGGACAACAUGCUGCUCACCGUGGUCGUGCCAAUAAUUCCCAGUUACCUUUACAGCAUCGAACACGAGAAAAAUGCCACAGAAAUCCAGACUGCUAAGCCUAACCUACCCUCAGCAACGAUGGACAACUUUCAGAGCAUCUUUUCCUACUACGACAAUUCCACGAUGGUCACUGGGAAUGAAUCUGACAAGACGCAGCCUGGAGAGCUGCAUCGGACCCAGACAGAGCAAAUGGUUGUCAGUGUGACUCCUUCCCCCUCGGACUGCCCCAAGGAUGACAAGGAGCUGCUGAAUGAAAACGUCCGAGUCGGUCUCUUGUUUGCUUCAAAAGCAACAGUGCAGCUGAUGACCAACCCCUUCAUAGGGCCCCUGACAAACAGAAUAGGCUACCAGAUUCCACUGUUUGCUGGCUUCUGCAUCAUGUUUGUUUCAACAAUCAUGUUUGCCUUCUCUGGAAGCUAUGCACUACUAUUUAUUGCCAGGUCCCUUCAAGGAGUGGGUUCCUCAUGUUCUUCUGUGGCAGGAAUGGGUUUGCUUGCCACUGUUUAUACAGAUGAUGAAGAGAGAGGCAACGCAAUGGGAAUUGCACUUGGAGGCCUGGCUAUGGGAGUAUUAGUGGGCCCCCCUUUUGGGAGUGUCAUGUAUGAGUUUGUGGGGAAGAGCUCUCCUUUCCUGGUGCUGGCAGCCCUGGCUCUGUUUGAUGGAGCUGUUCAGUUACUUGUUCUGCAGCCCUCCAGAACACAGGCAGAAAGUCAGAAGGGGACACCUUUACUGACACUUUUGAAGGACCCAUACAUCAUUAUUGCAGCAGGAUCAAUCUGUUUUGCAAAUAUGGCUAUUGCUAUGCUUGAACCAGCUUUGCCCAUCUGGAUGAUGGAGACGAUGUGCUCAAAAAAAUGGCAGCUUGGCGUCGCUUUUCUUCCAGCUAGCAUUUCUUAUCUCAUUGGGACGAAUCUUUUUGGGAUACUUGCUCACAAAAUUGGAAGGUGGCUUUGUGCUUUGCUCGGGAUGCUAAUCGUGGGAAUAAGUAUUUUAUGUGUACCGUUUGCUAAAAACAUUUAUGGGCUCAUAGCACCAACUUUUGGAGUUGGAUUUGCCAUAGGGAUGGUGGACUCUUCCAUGAUGCCAAUCAUGGGGUACCUGGUGGAUCUGCGCCACGUGUCAGUCUAUGGCAGUGUGUAUGCAAUAGCUGAUGUUGCCUUUUGCAUGGGUUUUGCCAUAGGUCCUUCUGCUGGUGGUGCCAUUGCCAAGGCCAUUGGAUUCCCAUGGCUCAUGACAAUUAUAGGAAUUGUGGAUAUCAUCUUUGCUCCCCUGUGCUUCUUCCUUCGGAGUCCACCUGCCAAAGAGGAGAAAAUGGCAAUACUCAUGGAUCACAACUGUCCUGUGAAAACAAAAAUGUACACCCAGAACAACAUCCAAUCCUACCCCAUAGGUGAAGAAGAGGAGGAGUAUGAAAGUGAUGAAUAACAGAAAAGCCAUAUAGCAUAUUUAGGUGUACAAAAUGCUGUGGUUCAUGUGAAACAUCUCAUCCAGAAAUAGGUUUUAGCUGUACUGUACAUUUAAUAGUGAAAUGGUCAGAAAAACCAAAGGUAUAUUAUUUAUUGCCCGUGACUAUAAAGCAGACUGCAAACCGCCUUACUGGGGGGAAAGAGCUUUUAUAGACCAUUUGUAUAGUGUUGCUCUCUGUGUAUUUAAUUUUUUUGAAUAUGACACUCUAUUUUUUAUUAAAUGUGUAGUAUAAAUCUGUAUAAAAUAUUAAUUUCAACUAUUUGGUUUCUAAAUUCACCUCCUUGACAGUAUUUCAUAUUUCAUUUGAAGUUAUAAGUUACUGUCAAACUUGAGUCUUUCUUAUUUGAUUGGAAAUUUAAAGAAGCAACCCUCAAAGAAAACCUCACCAAUUUGCAUCCUUUUAAGUGACACCCUUGUAAAUGCAUGGAGAGGAGAUGGAAUUCAGAGUUUGGACAGCACUAUCACUUUUUUCAUUCAACUUCAGGUCAUAAUAAUAUAUAUAAAAAACUAAGAGGCACAACUUGUCUGCCAGUUUAAACCGAGUUCUCCCUGAACCACCAAUGUUGAGGAAAACGUUGUUAAACAGAUGAGUGUAUUGCUAUUAUUGGUAUUUAACAAAGUUUUAAUCAAGCAGUAGUGCAAUAUGAAGCCCCCAAACACACACCAUCAGGUAAGCAAGGUGGUAUGAACAUGUACUGUUCCUUUCCCUUAGCAGGAAAUGUAACAGCAUGAGGAUGCCUUUUAUAUUUCUAUCUUUUGGAUCUUUUAACAUAUUUCAGCUUUAUUUUAGUUGCAUCCUCAGUGACUGGUUAGGAAAAGCUGCAGUAUGACAGUAGUCUUAGCACACACUGAAAGUGAGCUGCUAACUGGAGCAGUUCAAAUGAUUCUUUUACAUGCAUUUACAGAUACAUCUAAAAAUUCAGUGUACAUUUAUUUCUUAAAAUGAGUUCAUAUAUACUCUUGGCUUUAAAAAAAAAAUGGAAGAAACUGCCAGUUUGUUGCCAAUAUUGCUUAACUUUGGGAAAACAGUUCAAUACAGGUGAAGUAUUGUAUUAGGCAGUCCCUGUCUGCACUUAGGAAAAACAAGACUUGGAAAGAAAGCAUUUUAAAAAUAAUCCCAGUGUUCUUCUCAACCACGGUGUACCAUUUCAUUUGUAAAACGAAAAUCUUUAUGUGCCUUCUCUCAUGUAAUUGCAGAUGUUUUAUGUACUACAGCAUAGAUACUAUGUUUACAUAUAGUUUUGUAAAGCGUAUAUACUAUGGUCAAAAAACAUGAAAAAUAUAGUGGAUCAAACUUCAAGUAUUGCUCUGUCAACAAUUAUGCAUUCAGAACACAUUAAAUAAAGUUAUCUGACAGAAGUUCAUGAUCUAUUGUAAUAAAGUGAAAGCUGUCAAGUGUCUCAGCUGGUGGGAAAGCAUUUCUCGGAGCUCCUUCAGAAACCAAGAUUCUGUCCCAUGAUGAACUCUUCACUGUCACCAAGUAAGUAACAAAUGUGCACAUCAGUGACUCUUUACAUUAGGCUCAGAUUUUACUGUGAUUUGCAUACUUGAAACUUUGCCCCAAGAGAUUUUAUUUCACAAGACUUCACUGAAGCCUUUUAAUCAACAUAAAAUUGUUAACCUGAUUAAAUUUGAGACUAUUCAAAUUUGAAAUACCAGUGCAAGAUUUCUAAGUUAUUAGACAAGGUGUUCAUCUUUUUGCCAGCUGCUCAACCAGUGUAUUUCUUGAAUUCACAAGUAUAUAAUUCAAACACAGCAACUCACACUUCUUUAAGAGCACAGCAAGG